GUAGGAAGAAGGUUUUCUGAUCUUCACCAGACACUGUAUUUUAGAAGAUGAGAUCAAAAGGCAUCAGGCUUAAUGAAGAAUUCUUGAAGGUUGUCCUUGUAAGUAAUUGAUUUGCAUUACCUGUUUGAAAUUCUAAUGAGGUAGCAAUAAUAAGAUAAAGGUUGUCAUACGAUUGUCAUUUUCAAAAGCAUGAGGCAGUGACUCUGAGUGGAAUUUGUGAUGUACAUAUGUGACAAAAUAUGGGCUCCAUCUUCAUGCUGAUGGAGCAAGGCUACAGGUAUUAUGACUUGUAGUUUAUCUCAUGUGGAGUCCUCAACAAUGUAAGAAGGUAUAGGAUUUCUACCAUAACUACAACAUACCUGCUUUUAAAACACUUCAUAAGAGAAAAGUAUUGAAAUUCAGCAUGUUUCAAGGAGAAAAACACUAAGCCUAGAUUUUCCACAGGGGAAAAAAAAAAAGUGCUGAUUUUUAGCAACUUUUGGCAUAGAAUCUUAAAUUAACAGGUAACUGUCGGGACUGAGUACUUCUUCAAAACAAGUUUUGUACUGCUUAAUGUGGGAACUUUAACUGACAUUUUGAAAGCACUGGGAAUCCCUGAGCAGAGAGGUCAAUUGAGUCACUGUGUGGGUGUUCUCCUCAUUUACAUUAGUAUUAUUUUGAUUUUGUUAGAUUAUUCUCUAGCGUUUGUAGUGCCCUUUCAUAAUACUUGGUUUUCUUUGCUACAGGACAGUAAUUGAAAAGGUUUUCAAAACCUUUCUGCAUCAACCAACAAGACAAUGGUAUAAAAGAAGUUGGAAAAAGAAUUGUAAGUGUUAAAGAAAACGUUGGUUUUGUAGCAUUUGGAGCCAGAUGAAUGAAACACGUUGGCAUAUGUGAGUGUCACUUGUUAUAUUCAGAUAUUAUUAAUUGAAUAUCUAACAACAUACUCAUAAUCAUGAGUGCUUGAGGAACAGUUAAAAUUGCAUGUAUUUCCCAACGUCAUACAGUUAGGGCAAUGGAAAACUUUUCAGCACUUUUAAUGUAUUCUCUCUCUUUUUCAGGAGCCAGGGAGAUGAAGGACUUAUCUCCCUCAUCUCAAAACUCGCUUUGCUGCUAUUUCUCUCUCUCUUUUUUUUUUUUCUUCAAAUGUUCAUAUGUCCAUGUUAACUAAUUCCUAAUAUAAUUGAAAAUAAAUGUUUUUAGAUAAUUCAUCAUAGUUUGCUUGUUUUUUCCCCUCGGUGUGGAAGUGAAGUGUGAAAGCAAGUGUAAGAACAGAGAAGGCUGCAAGUGUCUUAGGUCCUCCACCUUUCUUUUUGGUUUCUUUCAAUUGAUUGUCUUUCUUUUGUGACAAGGCCAAAUUUUCAAAUGCUGUCUCUUAAACAGAACAUCAAAUUGCCACUUAAAUUCCACCUGGCUUGCAGGGUAGGAGUGGGUAUUGACUAUAUUCUCUGCUUUGUUUUUGUUCUUAAACAGAAACCAGUGUUAGACAAUGACCAUUCCUCUUUCAAGGUAGGCUGAAUUGUAAGGCUGCAGCAUUGCAGGUGCAUUUUAAAUGCCUAUAUAAUAACUUCAUUAAUUGAACAUACUGUUAAAGAGCUGGUACUUGAAAAUUGUAUCUAUAGAAAUAAUUUGGACAAAUAUCAAUUUUCUGCCUUCCUUAAAAUUACUUUUGAUUGUGUGAUUAUAAUAUGUUAAUGUGACUUGUAUGUACUAAUGUGGAGAUAUUUUCAAGCCUAGAAACCCAAAUAAGACUUUCUUUAGAGAAAGUUUUGAUAGUUCCUUAAUGUGAAUACAUACAAAUCAUUUUGUAUAAAACAUUUAAUGGUAUUUGUAGAUAUUCAAUGUUAAAUGAUUAAUUUUACUCAUGAAGCAAUUUUUAUGUUUUACUGAUUUAUUUUACCUAAUUUUCCAAUUUUUGAAUUUUUGUGUACGUUGUAGAGUUUACAGUGUCCCAGACAACAUACACGUAUUUUUACUCAGUUUUCAUGAAAGGAAGGUGUUUUGAAUGGCUUAUGGUUUUGACUGUAUUGCAAAGCACUUUUGUUAUUUCCUCAUGGUAACAGUUAAAGUAAUGUUCUCUGCCUAUUGUCUGCAAUAUGGUAAAUAUUUUGGCACUGUGACUUAAGCACAGUCCUGCAAAUUGCUCAUUUGCAGUGGGCCUGGAACAAGUUAAUUUCCAGAUUAAAAUGUGCUCAUGGUAGCAGAUUUAUGAGUAUUAGCCUAAUUUUCUAAAUGAAAACUCAAAUCAUUCCAUUUUUGUGUGUUUUUAAUUAUAACAUUUGUAUGACAUGGGCUCAACUUGCUGUUUCUUUCCUGUAAAUAUGAUCAUAAACAAACUUGAGUUUAAAUCUAAACCUUUAAUAUUCUUCCACUGAAACAAUUAUUUAGCUAUGGUUAGCCUUUAAAUUCUGAACAGUGUAUUGAAGACCUAGCUAUACCUUACCUAGUUUUGGUCUUUGAUUUUUCACAUUUGAAUAGCUAAAAAAAUGCAUUAGUUUUCAGUUGGCAUAGCUAAUACAACAGAGAUUCCUUUUUAACCAUCUGCAAAUAAGUCAUCUGUUUUUCCCCAGGGGCCCUAGAGAUUUAUUCAUCGAAUACAAUUGCUUCUAUGACAAGCAUCAUUAUCAUAUGAACUUCUGUAGCCUGAUCAACCUUGCUUUUGAAAUCAGUAGGUUCUUAUAAUUCUGCCACUUCCCACCCCCAACAUACACCACCCUUUAGUAUUAGAAAUCUCUUCCAGAAUUUUAUCUGUUUCUUUGAGAGCAUUGGCUAGAUUCCCAUAUGUACUGUUUGCCCAAAUUAUCCUUUAUACAGUUCCCCCCAACACACAGACAUUCAGCCUGAAGUAUUUAUCAAGUUCCUUCCCAACCAUUCUUUCACAAAAUAAGCAGGGCAAGGUCUUUUGCCUCUGUAUGGGAAGUGACAAAAAUCUAAAAGGAAUGUAAUGGGAAUAAGAGUACCUACUUGUUUUAGACAGUUUGUUGUUGUUGUUUUGUACAUGGAAAUUUAUGAUUAUAUAUAUGCAUAUUAAUUUCCAAUCUUUAUGCUAAAAAUGAGCUAUCUGUAGUUUAAUAUAAAGGAAAUUUUAAAAAUCAACACAUAAGAUAAAAGCAACACCACAACCAUAUUUUUAUGUAGUUUAAAUGCAUCUUUAUGCAUUUUUAAUAUGCACACAUAAGACUACCCCUUUAGUUUUAGUACUGCUUAUGUAAAUGAUAUUUACAGAUUAUUGACAAAGAAACACAAAUUGUAUUGAUUAAUGAAAGAAUUAAACUAAACUUGCAAACUCAUAUUUAGGGAAGACGAUGGAACAAAAUAUGUGCAUAUGCAGUACCUGACAUUAAGGGCUAAGUUUCUAGACCGGUUGACACCAAGGAAGAAUGAAUGUCCUGUGUUUCCAUCACUUUUCAAAAGGAAAAAUACAAAUAUUUGACUGUGGUUGACUGCAGAUGCUAGAAAAGGUGGGUGAUACUACAGCAUAUAGGUGCAAUUGGCAUUGUAUGAAGUUUUGCAUAACUGAUUGCGCCUGGUACAGUUUCUGUCUGUAUCUAUCUUAGGUAUUUACAAGGCAUCUGUCACCUUGGUACCUAAGCAGUUUGAAAAAUGCACCCACCCCAGGAGGCAUGAUGCAGAUACAGGCAGAGGCCCAGGUCCAGAGCAGCAGAGGCAGGUCCCAGGAAGCUCCCCAACUGUGGUACCGCUGUUGUUGAGCUCCUGGCCCACUUGUUGUGGCCAAGGAACAUCUCCACCUACCUGUCAGCAGGAAGACGGUACCCCACCCCUCACGUCCAGCUCUUCUGGUGGGGAAUCUGAAAAGGAAAUAUAAUGGAAAAGGCAACGGUCCGGUAGCAGAGGUGAAACAGAAAUGGUGGGAUUUCAAAAGGAGGGAUUCUUAAAGAACAGCACAUCUCAGGGGAGGGAUCAACUGCCAGUCCAAGUGGCAGAUGUCACUGGGGAACAAGAUGGGGAGGUUCCUGGAUCCUCGGGGCAAGCUGGCCGUCACCGAGGGAGCUCGCCGUCCACGCCGGCCGAAGAACAGGAAUCCUCGGUGCCUGCCUCUGACGAAGACUCGCCGGCCAGGACCACAGAGAGCUGGCAGUGGCCGUUGUCCUCAUCUGAAACGCACAGCAACGUUGGGGAGGAUUUUGAGGGAUUUCAAACACCAGCGCGGACUCCGGAGUGUACCAUGGACAUACAGUCUCCCGGGGAUCAGUCACUCAGUAGGACUCCUCAGUUUGAAAGUGACUCUCCUGAGGAGGAGGGCAAUGAUGAAAUGAAUGAAGAGCACCGCGGUGUUGAGCCUGUCCCUAGGGAUCGGGGUUGGAGAGGGCAGCCCCAGCUAACAGAGGGAGAGAAGCUGUUGAUGGAAACCAACAGUAGGAUUGUGCAGCUGCUGGAAAAUAUCAAGAGGGAGCAUGCACAGUCCAUGGGUCUCAUGUCACAGUCCAUGGGCCGCAUGGAGCUGCAGCUGGGCAUUGUGGCUACCUCCACAAGAGCCAUCCAUAACUACCUGUCAGAGAUUUUAGCUUUCCUUAAGCAGCCAAGGACGCAGGUCCUUGAAACACGAAUCUCCCAAAGAGCCACCCCCCAUGUUGAGUUAACCUGUGCCUCGACAUGGACUGGUGAGGAUGCAGUGGCAGCCUCCACUGUCUGCUUACCAGGGGCCGAAGGGACGAGCGACUCUCGAGAACCACCGCAGGCCACGCUGCCUUGUCGCAGUGGCCGGCUGCAGAGAGCCAUAACUGAGAGGGCCUCAUUGCCCAUGCCUACACGCCAGGCAAAAGGGGGAGGGAAGAAAAAAUAACCACACCAUAGGAUUUUUAGGGUUUUUUUUAAUGUGCCUGUCCUUUUAAUUCUUAGCCAUAAGGCCAUCAGUGGCAGAAUUCAACCAUUUCCUACAUUGGCUAACAUUGUAUUCUGGCUGACUAGAUUAGUCUAACAUUUUGUAGUUUAUAUUUGCACUGUUAACAAUGUGUGCUGCUGGUAUUUUAAGAACAUUUGCCUCUGUUCUUUCACUUUAACUUCAUACAAGCAUUUUUUUACUCUGUGCCAGGCAUUCAUUGCUUUUCUUACAAAUACAAGUCAUUUCUUGA
Messenger RNA from Cygnus olor (mute swan), 5072 nucleotides. RefSeq lists its product as uncharacterized. Lineage: Eukaryota; Metazoa; Chordata; Aves; Anseriformes; Anatidae. The record is from RefSeq and is a predicted model, not a curated record. Bases 3845 to 4783 code for a protein of 312 amino acids. The transcript is spliced from 2 exons.